UCAGAAGUGAGUAGGCUAUUCGGUUGCCCAAGAAUAGGUUUAGCAGAGCAUCGAUUUAGCAGGCUCGACAGCUCACCGAAGUGGAGACUCUAGAAACAAGGCAGACAUUAGGACAUGGAGGGUUUUCUUACUCCAAACUAACCCAGCAGUCAUCACCUCUGCCCGUCUUUCUCCAGAACGCGUCCAAUCAGCGUCUGUCAGGGAAGCAUGAAUGAAUGGCCACAUCCACAAAAUGACUUUCAACGCUCAGCCAACAAAGAGACGGUCGUCGUGCGCAGCUUUGUGUUGCGGUACGGAUGAGGGGACACAAACAGACGAUUUUAGCGACAGCGCGCAUAAUGAUAUUUACUGCUAGGUAGCAAAAGCGCAACUGUUUCAACAGAGGAUACAUACGCGGACAUCGACCAAAGCUUUUCAUCAAGAAACUUCAUCCAUUGCAGCGACUGUUCACUCACAAACCUGAGCAGCAGAGGAUGACUGCGGAGGAGGAGGAGGAGGAGGAGGAGGAGGGAGGUGGCGGCUGGCGGGAAGAUGGCUUCAUUACUGGGGGAGGCGGAUGGUGACGGAGCGCGUCGAGCAGCUACGAACGGGGCAGUAUGCUGAGGAGCGCUGAUCGGAUGUGUCAGCAGAGCCGACCGGAGCGCGUCACGUCCUCACGUCAACCAGGCAGGGAACUGACCGCGGCUUCUUUUGAAGAGGGCAGAUUCGCCGCGGCGCGGCGCUGACUCCGUUCGUCUCCCGAGAGACGCAGCUGGGGCCGGCGGAGGGAGGCGGGGCCCGGCAGCCUUGAUGAGGUAACAGAGGGCGCCGGAGCAGAGACAGACCCCCGCGAAAGCCCCGCCCCCGCGCCCCUCCCCGCCCCGGGCCGCGGCGCGAUGGGUCAGAAGGUCUCGGGGAGCAUCAAGUCCGUGGACGCGCGGGGCGAGCCGUCGUACCGCCCCGCCCGCCGCGAGCUGCGGGGGCCCGACUUCUGCCGGCCGGCGCGGCUGGACCUGCUGCUGGACAUGCCGGCGGCGGGGCCCGAGCUGCAGGCGCGGCACGCCUGGAACCCCGACGACCGCUCGCUCAACGUCUUCGUCAAGGACGACGACCGGCUCACCUUCCACCGCCACCCGGUGGCGCAGAGCACCGACUGCAUCCGGGGCCGCGUGGGCCACACCCGCGGCCUGCACGCCUGGCGCGUCCACUGGCCCAGCCGCCAGCGCGGCACGCACGCCGUGGUGGGCGUGGCCACGGCCGCCGCGCCCCUCCACUCGGUGGGCUACACCUCGCUGGUGGGCAGCGACGGCGAGUCGUGGGGCUGGGACCUGGGGCGCAACAAGCUCUACCACGACAGCAAGAACCAGCCGCCCGCGGCCCCGCCCACCUACCCCGCCUUCCUGGAGCCCGACGAGGCCUUCGUGCUGCCCGACGCCCUGGUGGUGGUGCUGGACAUGGACGAGGGCACGCUCAGCUUCAUGGUGGACGGCCAGUACCUGGGCGUGGCCUUCCGGGGCCUGAAGGGGAAGAAGCUGUACCCCAUCGUCAGCGCCGUGUGGGGCCACUGCGAGAUCACCAUGCGCUACAUCAACGGCCUCGACCCGGAGCCCCUUCCGCUGCUGGACCUGUGUCGGCGCGCCGCCCGGCUGGCGCUGGGCCGGGGUCGGCUGCACCAGAUCCACACCCUGCCGCUGCCUCAGUCUCUGAAGAACUACCUGCAGUACCAGUGAGGCGGGCCUCCCGGCGCCGCCGCCGCCGCCUUCCUUUCCGGGGCUCCGCCCAUCCGGGACCUGCUCCCGCCCUGACGGACAGGUGGGUGGGGGAGGGGCAUGGGAACGGGCCGGGCGAAGAGAAGCACGUACGAGCGUCAUCGCCCCCUGGAGUGGGGCGGAGCUGGGCGUGGCUCGACCCGCGAAACCCAGGGCUCUGGGGCUAAGCGGGGGGGGGGGGGGUUCUGAAAGCACACUACUCGUGGCGCGGCUUUGGGAUGUUUAUAACCGGAUUUAUCGGUCACCGGAUCUCUCAGGACUCGUAACCGCGCUGGGUCCCAUCCAGCCGCCCGGAAGCGGGACCCUGAGGUCUGACUGGGGGACCGCGUUUCACUGCGUUCCAGUUCCCACGGUCACAGCCCGCCUCGCCCUGUCGGCUCAUUGCCAUGCUGGGUAAUUAUGUGCCACAUACUGAGCACAUCACCAACCUGGACCAAUCGCCAGGAGGCUCUGCUUCGGUCAACCAAUCAGAAGCAAGAUCCAGUCACCGGGUGGCUCCUUGAGUCACCGAGCUUCCUGUUUUAUCUGAAUCAUCUUUUAUUUCAAAAGGAGGCUGUACUCCAAAGGUUACAUUUCUUUUUUUAUUUUCGAGUGUUAGUUUUUAAAACUGCUAUUUAUAUACGUGUGGAUUCUGGUUCUGAUUAUUUUAAGAAUGGUGGUGAUCAUAACUGUAAUGUGUUAGACUGACUUUUUUAAUUCUGAGGGGUUUACAAUGCAGGUCUGUACACCUGGGGUGGGGAAGACCGCUUCUGUCACCACACUUUAUUUUUAAUAAGAUGCUGCUUUUUCAACAUUAUUAUUAUUAUUAUUAUUAUUAUUUCUAAUGUCUUAGGUCUGUCAGCCUGCUUGGCUCGGACGUGUGAUUGGACAUCAUCAUGUCAUGAGAGGUAGUGGAAUGUACUCUACGGACAAUGCUGCCCUUUGCUUUUAAAAUGUGAAUAAAAAUUAAUUAUCACACCUGUA
Molecule: messenger RNA, 2711 nt
Organism: Anguilla anguilla (European eel)
Lineage: Eukaryota; Metazoa; Chordata; Actinopteri; Anguilliformes; Anguillidae
Product: SPRY domain-containing SOCS box protein 4-like
Exons: 4
Coding region: 876-1709 (277 amino acids)
Biological process (GO): proteasome-mediated ubiquitin-dependent protein catabolic process
Cellular component (GO): SCF ubiquitin ligase complex
Molecular function (GO): protein binding
Source: RefSeq, a predicted model, not a curated record